AUGAUGGCUUCACCUUCUUCUGCCAGCACACGGUUUGAAGAGAAUGAAUCAGAAUGGCCCUACCCUUCCCGUCCAACCAAGAGACACAAACGCGCUUCAGUUGCAGCGACAUCCGGACCCUCGCCUCGCGAACUUGGGUUCAUGAGAGAGUCGCAAAAUGAAGGAUCUGCUACUUUCCUCGGAAGCUCAAGUGGAAUUCAUUUUAUCCGCCAUGUUUACAAUGCUUUCGCACGCCGCUCGGCAGACUUGGAUCAAACACGAGCCCGCGACAGAACAUCAGUGCCAGGCGAAGACGACCGACUGAGGCGAAGUGCAGGAAGUGUUCACACUUCUGAUGAACUCUGGGGGAGAGAUGAAUUAAACUUUGAUCUGAGUGCCUCUUUUGCCUUCGACGAUCUUGUGAAGUGGACGCGCAGCUACUUUGAAAAUUGGCAUCCAAUCUUCCCGUGUCUUCACGCCCCCACAGUCUUGAAGACUAUGGAGAUUGUCAGCCAGAAAGGGGUGGAGUCAGUCAGCCGGCUAGAGUUGAUGAUUCUCCGCUCCAUUGUAUCAAUAUCUCUUGGCGAUAACCGACAAACAGCAUCCGAAUCAAAACCCAGUCCCGUUCCAUCGGUCUUGGUUUUUCGAAGCAUUCAGCAUGUCAUGCAGGAUGUGCAAAGUCUGCUUGAGGAACCUACCACCUUGGCACUGUUACAAGCGGCUUUUACUGCACAAGUUGCACUGACUUCCCUCCUGCGCUUGAAUGCUGCCUCGCGUGUAGGUGGAGUCAUAACCCGAACUGCGUUUCACCUCGGACUGCAUCGCUGCCCACGGCGCUUCUCGUGCUUUAGCAGUGAAGAAGUGGAUAUAAGAUGUCGAUUAUUUUGGUCAAUCUACUCACUGGAGAGAUAUCUUUCUCAAGCUCUCGGCAUUCCUCUUUCUAUCCGAGAUGAUGAUAUUGACGUGUGCUACCCUGGCUUCGAGCGGCAUUCUUCAGCUACCCCCAAAGCCUCCGAUGAUCGAAGAUUACGCUUGGUGUGUCAUCUAGCAAAAUUCGCGCGGAUUCGAGGUCUCAUUGUUGAACUUCGAAACAAAUCCAUACUCCACAGCCACGCCAGUCAGGUUGAGGCAGCUCAUGUCACGGGGGAACUAUCGCAAUGGUGGAAUGAGGUCUAUGACGACGUCAACCCCAUUGAUGAGCCUGCGGAAGUUGGCCUUGACCAAGAUCCAAUUCUACAACCAUACCACCGGCUACUCUUGAUGAUUCUCCGGCACGAAGCUAUCAUUUCACUCAACCGGCCUCUUCUAGCUGCCGAAAAGCCAAGCGCAGAUUAUAAAAAUGCCUUGCAAACUUGUAUCGGGUCCUCGCGGUCUAUACUCGCCGCAUUGAGAAAGCACAUGUCCUCUACAUCGGAAUCUCCAUUGUCUUGGCCAUGCUUCACAUGGUCAACUUGGAUGGCCUGUCUCAUUAUCAUGUAUGCUGCUUGGGAAGAAGAAUUCGCUGCGCCGACCGCUCUCAAAUAUGCAAGGAUGGGCAUCGCAAUCUUGGAAAAUCUGUCAUUACGCGGUAGCAGCUGGCCAGAGACUUGUAUUGAGGCAAUCAAAGGAAUGGAAUCCGCGUUCUUGACAGAAACAUCCAAUGGGCAGCAAUUCAAAAUUCCAGCAACAAUGAACAAUACCGAUAAACCCACACAACAGCACGCUCACAUGACGCCAUCUAUGGAUCGAAGGAGAUCUCAAUUCCCGUCAGUUCAAGAUGGAACCAAUGAAGUCGGUGAUCCAGGCCUUACACUAGUCAGACCCCAAUCCUCGGUGACGAGCAGAUCCCAAGAACGCCAGGCCUCCGCGGGGAUCCAUCCAUUCCAAUCGUCCGUACGAUCCACUGCCCAAGCAUCUCACCCUGCGGAGGCCUAUGAGUCGGCUGGUUUUUCGCCCGAUAAUAUAGGCAACUAUGAUGACAUGCUGGACCCUGCUUGCAACCCCAUCGCUGGACAGUCUUCAGCGGGGCUCAUCUUUGGCAACAUGGCAGACGGCAAUGCUGCCUUCAACCCGAAUUUUGCUGGUCAAGACUCUUUGCCUUUCUCGUCAUCUAUGCUAAUGAACGAUCUAUGGAGUGUAGCUGAUGGACCAUGGAUGAUUCACAAUAACUUCCUGUGA
Molecule: messenger RNA, 2136 nt
Organism: Penicillium soppii
Lineage: Eukaryota; Fungi; Ascomycota; Eurotiomycetes; Eurotiales; Aspergillaceae
Product: CeGAL family transcription factor
Exons: 1
Coding region: 1-2136 (711 amino acids)
Biological process (GO): DNA-templated transcription
Molecular function (GO): DNA binding; zinc ion binding
Source: RefSeq, a predicted model, not a curated record